This is a messenger RNA of Stylophora pistillata, 2630 nucleotides long. RefSeq names its product neurexin-4-like. Lineage: Eukaryota; Metazoa; Cnidaria; Anthozoa; Scleractinia; Pocilloporidae. The record is from RefSeq and is a predicted model, not a curated record.
UCAUAAAAAUGCAAAAAAAGAACUCGGCCAAUAUCCAGCCAUCUUGACCGAACAAGCUUGGUUAAUAACGCAUAUGUAGUGUUGUUUAGUUAGAGAUAUGCAAAGCGGUAUAAAAGUUUUCUUUGGUGUAAUUGGUUGUAAAAGAUGACUUAAUUGACCAUGGUUAUGAUGACAAAUGAAACUAUAAUUGAUUGAUUCAUGAUUGAUAGCUACGAUCAUUUUGAAUCCAGCUUGUUUGACCGGCUGUUGCGCUUGUUUAUUGUAUUAAUGCUUCUAUGUUGGUCUGAGUUCAACUCCGUCGUUCGGGUCUCCCCCGUAAAGGAGUUUGAGGCACUAGGAGCAAGCUUGGACGGAGAUUUUUUUUCGUUUUAGUACCGACACGCCGGCGCCGUUAGUCGUCAACAAAGCAUGAUGGCGAUAUAAUUGUGUUAGGUGCUCAAGCACGAUACAGUCCAUUUUGUGUUGUGUAUUCCCACAAUUCAGUUUAAUUAAUUUUUGGUCUCCUACUGUGAUCAGAUUUAUUCCCUUAGCGUUCCUCGGCCCACCUAGAACCCAGUCGGAUGUCCACUCGUAUUUUUGGAUUUCCCUUUCAGGGUUGAGGUCACUCGUGCUUUACUUAGAUAAAUAAGGUUGAUACAUACAAACAUUCGUCAAAUAACAGACGUCUUACAUGUGAAAGAUAGACGAGACAGGAGCGUCCUCUGCUGAGACUUCAAAGAUCCAUUAAAUAUCAGUGUACCUGAGUCAACUGUUAUAGUUGCAGGCAACAUUAAAGAUCGGGUGUGAAUCCAUGAUUGUCAUUCUGAACGCAAUAGGCCGACUAUAAGCUGACGAGUGUCGCAUCAUCCUGUUUGAGGAACCGAUAGCAAAUAGUACAAUUAAGGGGCACGUGAUAAGGAGUAGUGAGGUCCUUAGUGAGGGGAGCUGUCGCACGAUGUGUUAUAUGGAGCCUAACUGUGUCUCCAUAAAUGUGAAACCUUUAGACGGAGGAAAGUACAACUGUGAGUUGAAUAACGCUACGAUUGAUAAAAGUGAACUAACCUUUGAAGAAGUGGAUGCUUACUACCUGGCGAUUGAGAAUCCCUGUAGUAGCAGCCCUUGUGUCAAUAAUGGAACUUGCCAAGUCGGUUUCACCAGCAAAGGGUUUCGAUGCGUUUGUGUUCCUGGAUAUGCUGGAGUAAAGUGCAGUGUAUUAUCAAGAUCUUGCAGUGACUUAAAGAAGCUCGAUCCUAAAGCGAAAAGCGGAAUCUGUCUGAUAGAUCCUGAUGGCGAAGGAGGAUUGCUGCCUUUCCUCGUCACCUGUGAUAUGACUGACAAAGACGGAGUUGGUGUGACUGUCAUAAGCCACGACAGCGAAAACAGGACAUUGGUGGACAAUUACGAAGCCAAGGGGUCCUACUCGCGAAAUAUAUCCUACAAAGGAGCGAGCAUAUCUCAAUUGGUGAGUCUCGUCAACGUUUCCCAACAGUGUGAACAGUUCAUUAAGUACGAGUGCCUUGGUUCAACAUUGACAGAUGGCCUUUGGGUUUCACGUGAUUCUCUGGAAAUGACCCACUGGAGUGGUGCAGCACCUGAAAGUAACAAGUGCGCAUGCGGAAUGAACAACACAUGUGCAAAACCCGAAGAUCCAAACAAACUCCCGGUCUACUGUAACUGUGAUGUGAAUGACAAUGUAUGGCGUGAAGAUAGUGGUGUCCUUACUAACAAGACACAUCUGCCAGUUAAGCAGCUGAGGUUCGGAGACACAGAAUUUGACGUCCAAAAUCAAUUUGACGAGAAGGGUUACCAUACCUUGGGGAAGUUUAAGUGUUAUGGAAUCGCUUAAUUGUAAGGAAUAAAGAAAUCUUUAACCAAUUCAAAUCAUUCCGUCUAACAGAAAACUAUUGGAAGACAGUCAGUGAUUCUUGUGAAUGGAUGACUUGAUAAUAAGAAAAUUAACUCGCGGUACCUUUUUCUUUCAGUUAUUUUAUUUGUUGAUUUACCGGCAACAUUAUAAUCAUGCUGGCCCAGUUCAGCUGCAAGCUGAUUUGAAUGAGGGCCUGUAAAAAGGAUAUAAAUGUGACAAAAUAUGUAUUGAAACAAUAUCACUGAACUGUUAAGAUGAUGUAAACUUCGUGAGCUAGUGUAAAACCUCUGCAUUGUAAUCGCGAUGAAUUCUGUUAAGACUGGCUACGCUGUGAUUUUAACUAUUUACACUUGUAAUUUGUUAGUAACUAUGGCAACAAUGAUCGAUUUAUCUACUUGUUUACAAGUAAACCAUAUCUCGAUAUUUCUAUUAAGUCUUCAAAUAUGAUAAAGGUUCAGAUUUUUUUUGUGUGCCGGUCAUAACCGAAACUCAACUUAGGUUAUUGUUGUUUGAAUAAAUAUCCCCCAGUAUGUAAAUAUGUAGUACAGUGCUACUGGUGUUUCGAAUAAUUCUAGCGGCUGAAUUGAUUUCAGUUUUUAGAUCUAGAAUUCAAGACUCGAAUAUUACUCUUGUCACCGUAGAUUUAAAGUUAUAAAUAAUUGAGGAGAAGGACAUGUAAUUGGCAACGUUUUGAAGGGUUCUAAAACACGCUAAAAUAUUGAGUUGUUAGGCAGCUUGUUAGCUUUUUAUAACACUGACUGCAGUAUUGAUAUGUAAUGGCUGA